Messenger RNA from Panonychus citri (citrus red mite), 1742 nucleotides. RefSeq names its product interaptin-like. The coding region runs from base 469 to 1620 and encodes 383 amino acids. NCBI's taxonomy places the organism in Eukaryota, Metazoa, Arthropoda, Arachnida, Trombidiformes, Tetranychidae. The transcript is spliced from 3 exons. The record is from RefSeq and is a predicted model, not a curated record.
UAAUUACGAUUAACUAAUUAUGAUUAAAUUAAAAAGCAAUUUCUAAACAAUAAGUUCCCAUGAAUAGUAAUCAAGUUAAUGACAUUUCAAAAUUGUCUCAUCAGUUUUAAUGGAUAUCCAAAAAAUCAAUAAAUUGUCCAUUAAUUUGGUUGUAAACAAUUAACAAUCUCCAAGCAAUUAGAUUAGUUUGUCUUCAAUACUGAAUAACAAUCGGUUAGGAAUCAAUAAAUGAAAUUGAAAACAAUUAAAUCUCCCAAUUAAUUGGUCAACCGAUAUGCUAAUUAUUUGCCAGUUGAUAGUUACAGCAAUUUGUUGAUUCAUUCAACAAUCAAGCAACAUGAUUAACAAUUACACCAACAGUUACCUUGGAAACAAAAACAAUAACAAAACAAAAGUAUCAAUGAUAAGGUGUGCUUCUGAUUUAAUCACAACUGAUCAACAAUUAAAUUGUUCUAAAACUAAAUCAUCAUGACUGAUUGGGAUUUAAUUGUUAAAGUUAAUCUUGAUGAUUUAGAUGAUGAAAAAGCUGAACUACUUUAUGAUCAACUGAUUGAGGUUAAUCCAUCAGAUGAAUCAAAUAUUGAUCUACUUCGAAGUGCAUUUAAAGCCGCUAAAUGUGUAAUGCAAGUGAAGGCGCUACAAGCGGAUGUGGCCGUUGAAGAGCUCGAGGAAUAUAUUAAAAAGAAUGACAAAAAUGAAUUGGAAAAUCUUAGAAAACAAGUUGAUUUGUAUAAAUCAUCAUUAGUUAAUCAACAUGGAUUAGACCCAAUGAGCCAGAUUAAAGAUUAUCAGAAUCAAUUAGCUGAUCUAAAGGAAACACUAGAAGGGAAAAACAAUGACCUGUCCCGAUCUAAGCGUCGAAUAGGGGAUUUGGAGACUAAAUUACAAUUAAAUGAGAAGGAAAUUGAAUCACUUCAAGAUGAGAUUAUAUCUCUUAAGGAAGAGAUGGAAACUCGUCAACAUGGUCUUCGAGAUUCUAUCGCUGAAACUGCUGAACCUUUGGAAAAACUUCGAGAAAAAAAUAAACAAAUUCAAAGUUUACUCGAUGAAUUGGACCUAAUGGAACGUGCUAACGUUGAACUGGCCCGUCAAGUGAAAACACUGAAAGAUCAACUGUCCCUUGCCACGAAUGAGGUCAAAUCAGCGGCCGAUGAAAUGGAAACCAUGAGAAAUCAAUGUUUGGGUAUACAAGAGAUGAAUGAAAAUCUAAUCAAAGAAAAAGAAUAUUUUUUAAAAGAAAAUGAUUCUUAUCGUAAACAAUUGGAUUCCAUUCAUGAGAAACAUGAUAAUACAACAAGUAAAUUAAAUGAUAAGAUGAAUGAGUUGAUUGAGAUGAUUAAGGAAAAAGACACUUUGAUUGGUCAACUAAAUGGUUCGAGAUCAAAUCAACCUGGACCACCAUCACUAAGCUCAAUUAACGAGAAAUCCAAUUCACUUUUACUUCAAGAAUUAACUGAAAAGAGUGAAACAAUUAACUAUCUAAAGGAACAAUUAACUGAAGCAGUGAAUACAAUUCAGGGACAGAAUGAGUUGAUUAAAAAGUUGACCAAACAAAGUAAAAGUCCAACAAAUGACCAGUCCGAAAUUGAUGGAAAUGUUGAACAAUCAAAGAAAAGGUGAAUUAACAAAUUGUUACUGAUAAUUGUUAUUGAUCAAUAUGAUUUAUCUCUAAUUUCUAAUUUCUAAUUCCUAAUUGUUUAGGUUGAACAAAUGAAGGUUAAAAUUGACCAACUUGAAGAUGA